AUGCCGAAUCUUGGUCAGCAUCGUCGCAAUCCAUCCUAUGGCUUCAAGCUUCGACCAUAUCCUAUCGAGCGAGCGAGCGAGCAACCAGACGCAAACAUCACUUCGCACACCAAGCGGCCCAGUGAAGCGCUUGUGUUUGCACAAGCUUGGGCCGACUUGCGCAAUCAGCUCAUCAUUGCACGGAAGCAACAUCCCUCGGGGCGUGGUCCGUCGGCCACGGCCACGUCACCGGCCUCCUCCAUCAUCAACAACACCGCCGGCAUCCCUCUCACCAAUGGUUUAGUGCAGCUUCCACCAGCACCCAUCGCCUCAGCACCCUUGAUCGCUACCCAUCAUGCGCUGCCCACACCGCCCUUUGGUGCGUCCGGCCACCAAGCUCAGACGGACCUACUUAGCGUGACAUCAACCGAUGCUGCUUCAGCAACGGCAAUCGCUGCAUCCGGCCUAGCUGGAUUACCGGACCUCUCGGCUACCAUCAGCAACAAUAUGGGCAUGGCUGCCCCCGUAGGGCCAUCUCCAGCUGCAGCGCCGAUUCCACCUACCAGCGUCGUCGAUGCAUCAACUGCUGGCAACAUGCUCGACGCACAAUCCAUACAAGCGCAGGUGGAAGCUUUGAUUCAAUCUACCUCGAACUCCGUCGUUGGCAACAGCAACAUUAACAACCAGGCGCCUAUGACACACAGCCUUGCACUAGCGCCUUCUGCUCCUAAUCCAGCAGCAGCAGCAGCAGCAGCAACAGCAGACGCCGUCAUCGCUCAGAAUGCGGCGCUCGGCGCUCUCGACACGCAUGGCAACGCAGGACCACAAUCCGCCGGAAUUGUGCAGGCACCGUCAUCGGGAGCCACGUUGCCUUCCACGAUCAUCUCGGACGCACCCACAUCGAUCGACGCACCAGUACCGCUCGGUACAGGCUUUCAGAACACAUUUGCACAAUACCAAUUCCCGCAGAACCACGAUCGAGUGCUCAAGGAGGCGGCAGUUCUUACACCGACGUCACCUACGGACUCCUGUUCCGCGCCUGUCAAGAAGGAACCGGUCUCCACUUCUGUUAUGACGAGAGAAGAGGAGGAGAGAGCGGCUGAUGCGCUCAUUGCCGACAUUGAUGCUCAGGACACUGUAGCUGCUGUGCCACAAGCUACCAAACCAGAGCCGUUCUCGGGUGCCGAUCUAGCUGCGGCUGCCAAAGCGAUUGGAAUCGAUGCGGAUGCCGACUUGCUCAGUGGUACGAGCGAAGACCAGCGUGCCUUGGCUGCUGCCAUUAAGCGUCUGGGCGAUGAGCAUGGCGAGGCUGCGCAAAAGGCAAUCCAGCAGGCAGCGGCGGCGGCUGCAGCUGCUGCAGCUGCGCGCGCUUCGCAAGAGCUGGCGAGAGCCGCUGCCAGGGAGCAAGGGGCUGCCGUCGCUUCUGUUCCGGAUUCGAAAAAUAGCGCUGGUCCAUCACGGCCAGUUUCGUCUGCUUCGCCAGCUUCGAGGUCACGAUCAGGUCCGGUAAAGCGAUUCCCGUGCCCCAAGUGUGAUAAGGCGUUUGCGCGCGCCUACAACCUCAACACACAUCUGUCUACGCACGAUCCGGAUCCCAAGCGCGCCAAGCCGUUUGCAUGCCCGUAUCCAAGCUGCAAGUCGGAAGGCGGGCGCUCGUUCAGCCGCAAGCACGAUCUGCAGCGCCAUGUGGCCAGCAUCCACGAAAAUGAGGCGGAACCGGGCAUCCAUGGUGACCCCGAGGAGGUGGUUGGCGGCGAUACAGGAGGGCUGGUGUCGCUGGGUUUGGGCACACCGGGCAAGAAGUUUCGAUGCGGCAAUUGUGGGAGGUCAUUUGUGCGUCGAGACGCUUGCCAUCGUCAUCAAUGCGAUGAUCGAGACAGCCCAUCGGGGCGCACGUCCAAGUCGCCUUUUGGUACGCCGUACACAUCUUCGGUGUCUCCGAGGCCGAGCACUUCGCAGAGCAUGUUUGGCGGCGGCGGCGGCAGUGCCACGCUUGUCGAUGUUGCGCUGGGCAGAUCCACCGCUUCUCCAUCGUAUUGCGGCGGAGGAGGUUCAGGUACUAUUUCAAGAGGAUCGCCCGCUGCAGCUGGCGGAGCUUGUGUGGCGGUGAAGCACGGUGGUAACGGAAGCAGGCAUUCGAGUAGCUUGUCAAAAGAGGUGCAGGCGGUGGCCAAGCAGUUGCAGGCUCGUGUUGAAGCGCAAUCGCCCGGUCCGCAGAGUCACCAACACCAACGCCCUAUGGCACCUCUGCCCGGGGGAGGGGGAGGGGGAGGGGGAGGGGGAGGGGGAGGCGAGCGCCGGAAUUUCCCGUUAUCCGCCAUUUCACUGUAUGCUUCGACAGGUCCGUCGAGCAUGCACUCCAACUCGAGCUCUUCCUCGAACGGCAACAAGGCUCAGAUUGCCAAGUGA
Sporisorium graminicola is the source of this 2388-nucleotide messenger RNA. RefSeq lists its product as uncharacterized. Gene Ontology annotation, molecular function: RNA polymerase II cis-regulatory region sequence-specific DNA binding; DNA-binding transcription factor activity. Lineage: Eukaryota; Fungi; Basidiomycota; Ustilaginomycetes; Ustilaginales; Ustilaginaceae. The transcript has 3 exons. The record is from RefSeq and is a predicted model, not a curated record. Gene Ontology annotation, biological process: regulation of transcription by RNA polymerase II. Bases 1 to 2388 code for a protein of 795 amino acids.